Messenger RNA from Neomonachus schauinslandi (Hawaiian monk seal), 1197 nucleotides. RefSeq names its product ST8 alpha-N-acetyl-neuraminide alpha-2,8-sialyltransferase 6 (gene ST8SIA6). Gene Ontology annotation, molecular function: alpha-N-acetylneuraminate alpha-2,8-sialyltransferase activity. Bases 1 to 1197 code for a protein of 398 amino acids. The record is from RefSeq and is a predicted model, not a curated record. Lineage: Eukaryota; Metazoa; Chordata; Mammalia; Carnivora; Phocidae. Gene Ontology annotation, biological process: N-glycan processing; oligosaccharide metabolic process. The transcript has 8 exons.
AUGCGGCCGGGGGGCGCGCUGCUCGCUCUGCUCGCCAGCCUGCUGCUGCUGCUGCUGCUGCGCCUGCUCUGGUGCUCCACCGACGCGCCCGCCCGCUCCAGGCUCCUGGUGGAGGAGAGCAGGGACACAGCGCGCGGCACUCCCGCCGCGCUGAGGACGCUCCGGAGCCCCGCGACCCAGCUACCGCGCCCCACGAACAGCACAUAUCUGUUUGAGAAGUCGCUCCAGCUGACAGAAACAUGCAAAAGACUGCAAGAUGGCUUUCAGACUUUAUCCAGCAAACUAAAAAGGUAUUUAGAGAGUGACUAUCUUCAGAUUAUCAGAAAUAUACAGAGCUGUCCGUGGAAACGACAAGAAGAAGAAUAUGAGAAUUUUAGAGCAAAACUUGCUUCCUGUUGUGAUGCUGCUCAAAACUUCAUUGUUUCUCAGAAUAACACUCCAGCUGGGACCAACAUGAGUUAUGAGGUGGAAAGCAAAAACGAAAUCCUAAUUAGAGAGAACAUUUUUAAUAUGUUUCCAGUGUCUCAGCCUUUCAUGGAGUACCCCUACAAUCAGUGUGCAGUGGUUGGAAACGGGGGAAUUCUGAAUAAGUCUCUUUGUGGAGCUGAAAUAGACAAAUCCGACUUCGUUUUUAGGUGUAACCUGCCCCCAAUCACAGGAAACGUUAGUAAAGAUGUUGGCAGUAAAACCAAUGUUGUGACUGUAAAUCCCAGUAUCAUAAAACUAAAAUAUGGGAACUUAAGGAAAAAGAAAGAAACAUUUCUGGAGGACAUUGCAACCUAUGGAGAUGCGUUCCUUCUUCUGCCAGCAUUUUCUUUCAGGGCCAACACGAUUGCCUCUUUCAAAGUGUACGACACCCUAAAGGAGUCUCAAGCAAGACAGAAGGUUCUAUUUUUCCAUCCCAAGUACCUGAGAAAUCUUGCCCUUUUCUGGAGAACUGAAGGUGUGACGGAGUUUCGCCUGUCCUCUGGCUUGAUGAUCACAAGUGUGGCAGUUGAACUGUGUGAGCACGUGAAGCUGUAUGGAUUUUGGCCCUUCUCUAGAACGGUUAAAGACACACCUGUCAGCCAUCACUACUAUGACAAUAACUUACCUAAACGUGGUUUUCAUGAGAUGCCUAAGGAAUAUAGACGAAUUCUCCAACUUCACUUGAAAGGAAUCCUCAAAUUACAAUUUAGCAAAUGUGAAAUAGCCUAA